GUUACCAUGGUAAUAUAAAGUUUAGGAAAUGCAUCGCAACAACAUCAGCUGGACUAGCACGAAAAAAAUGGAAUAAGAUAUAGCUAUAGUCAUGUUUGAACUAGCAACAAAUCCGAAAUGUAUUGACUAGCUUGACAGCCAGCUAAAGUUAGCUAAAAGCUCUAGCUAUAUUGAGUAAAUUCAAUUUGACGAAGCAUUACUAAAAUGUCUGAGAAGAAAAAAGGAAAGGUCACAGAAAGCGAAGAGGAAGGGAAUUUGCAAGUAUCCUACAUUUUCCCAAAUGGUGACAGAUAUGAAGGAGAGUGCUGCAGGUCCACAGAGGGAGUCGUGAGGAGGAGUGGUAUGGGCAAACACACCUCAGCCAGUGGUGUCACCUACACUGGAGAGUGGCAUGAUGACAAGAUGAAUGGCAGAGGGACUCUGGAGCAUCCCUCUGGGGCCCUGUAUGAAGGGGACUUCAAAGACAACAUGUAUCACGGCACAGGGACAUACAGCUUCUCUGACGGGACCAAAUACUGCGGCAGCUUCAGCAAGAACAGGUUGGAGGGUGACGGGGAGUUCACCGACUCUCAGGGACUUGUUUGGAUUGGAGGCUUCCACAACAAGGCAGCUCCUGGUUUGAAACUUAAACUCAACAUGUAACCCAUGACAUAAUGUGAGAUAACAUAACUCUAAUUUCUCUUACAUUUAUGAGCAUUUAUUGAAUAUAGAUAAAAAAAUAUAUUCAAAAUAACAAAAUUUGACUCCAGUAAGAGAUUUUAAAGGCACCAAAUGAAAUGAAACAUACAAUGUCCUUGUUCUUCCCAUAAAACUCCUGCAGUGACACCUGGUCUCUUUUACCUGUAGGAAAGACUUUAGUAGUCAGCGUAUGACAGUGUGGUGAACACACCUCAUGGCACCGUGCAAUGAAGGAGUCAUUGCUUUGAGUCACACAGCCAAGAGUCCUCUUUGGAGGUGCUGAAACACAGUCUGUGUGUGUGUGGCUGUGUAAGCCUCAGUUAACCAACAGUGUUAGGCUAAAACUAUUUCUACUACAGUUUAUUUGGAAUCUUUUAACUCUUCAUAAGCAGCGUACAAAUCUAGAUCGGUGGAGGAGUCCAUCAAUGUUCUGUUUCUUGAACGCCAACAAGAAUAUCUCUUUACUCCCACUGAUGUCACUAUAAUGUGUGUGGUAUAAUUUAUAUAGUUCAUUUGCUUAAUGUGUGCAUCUGGUGUUUACUGAAUUUGUUAAACAAAGUUAUGUGAUGAAUUCCUCAAUAAGAUGUGUGGUGGUUAUGUCCAUAAGUGUCUUCAGUAAAUCAUCAAACAUCUGCUGAGA
Molecule: messenger RNA, 1318 nt
Organism: Salvelinus sp. IW2-2015
Lineage: Eukaryota; Metazoa; Chordata; Actinopteri; Salmoniformes; Salmonidae
Gene: morn2
Product: MORN repeat containing 2
Source: RefSeq, a predicted model, not a curated record